UAAAGCGGGUACCAUCCUGAAUGGUUUAGAGAUGGCAUAGGAACAAAAUGAAAUGUACAGUUUCCAGCUGCAUGGAAACCAAUGAACUAUUGCUAUAUAUAGUUAUAUACCCUAAGUCACCUCCUUGUUUCUUGUCCGUUUGUUUUCUUUUUGAAUGCCUGAGUUUAACUUUUGAUGGCAUCGCCCUGAUCAAUCAAAAGCCACACAAAGGCACUACAAAAACUGAUUUACUUCUUUUAAUGCAAAUGCAAAAAAGCCCACCAUUCCAAAAGCUAUCUUCAAAGGUGGUAUAGCUUUCUAAGACAAGGGACUAGUCAAAAAAAUGGAAACCCUUUUAGGCAUUGUAUACAGCUCAUAUAUAGCUCUUCUACCUAUGCAUCUUAACCUUGCACUAUUCUUGCUUACUACCUAACCAAUGUUUCCGUAUGCUAAGAGAACAAUUAUUCUUUGAUAAUAGUUUUUUUUUUUUUUUUGAAUUAUAGGUAGAAUCAAUUCAAACGGGUUAAUUUGGUUUCAGCUUUUCAAAAAUUUAUCUGUGUGAGUAGUCUCAUUCCAUCAUAUUGUUUCUUGUGUGCCUUAUAUAAGCAGAUUUUAUACUAUAUUCUGUUGCAAUUAAUGCGGAUUUUGGAUGUUUCUUCUGGUUAUUUUGUUUUAUCGGGUUAAGAUUUUGUCAAUAUCUGAUGGUAGUAUUUGCUGCAUUUAAUGCAGUUUCAGUGAAUUUUCUAUUUUCUUUUAGUCUAAAGCCACUUGGGAGGUACCAUUUUCAUUACCAUGCCUGAAGUGAAUUGGCGGGGUUAUCAUCUGAAGCAGUUCGAAUUCAUGGAAGCAAGACACAAGCGCACCAACAGUGAUCCACUUCAGAAGAAAGUCAAGAAGAACAAGUUAAACACUAUCUUUGAAGCUUCUAAUUGCCCUAACGAAACGGGACAAAUAAUGGGCAAUGUCGAAGCAAAGAAGAGUCAAACUGAAGUUCAAAACUUGUUAAAGCAAGAGAUUCUACACCUUCAAGAACGAUUGCAGGAUCAAUUAGUGGUUCGGCGUGCAUUGGAGAAGGCAUUAAGUCAUAGGCCUUUUACCUAUGAUGUAGCAGUUGAAAAUUUAAUCCCCAAGGCUGCUAAGGAACUAAUCAAGGAUAUUGCAGUUUUAGAACUGGAAGUUGCCUACUUGGAGAAGUAUCUUCUCUCAUUGUACCGUAAAAAUUAUGAUAAAAGGUUCUUGUCUUUAAAGAACAUAGAUGAAAUUUUGAAAUCAACUUCAGUGGUACAUAAAGAAAUGUUUCCAGAGGUUCAGGCACAUGGCAUCAUUGGGGAGAAAGAAAAUCUAGCUAUUCAAUCUAGUGAUCUGGUGUCCUCUCGAAAUUCAAUUGGAAAUCCUCCAAAGGAAUGCAAUGAUGUUUGGGGUACAGAGAAACUGUUAGAUUCUAGCAUUCAUCGGAGCCAUUCUUCGCUCUCUCAGCGAUCGGCAUAUUCAGUUACUUCUCCGCAAAAAGCUGUAGCCAAAGCUGUAGAUUUAUACCAUUCUCUGCCUUUGUCCAUGUUGGAGCAAUCUCAGAUGGAUACUUCAAAUGGAUUCAGCUUGGCAGAGCAUUUACGGACCAGCAUUAACGAUCAUGUUACCGAAACACCAAACUGGCUUUCUGAGAAGAUGAUAAGGACCAUUUCAGCCAUAUAUUGUGAACUUGCAGACCCUCCUUUGAUUAACCAUGAUUACUCGUCUUCUCCUAUUUCAUAUUCAUCAUCAGUUGACGUUCUUUUUUCACAAGGUCAGGGUGAUAUGUGGAGCCCUCAGUGUGGGAAAUUUUCAUCCCUCAACUCACACUUUGAUAACCCUUUUAACAUUGCGGAAAAUAAGGAAUUCAGUGGACCUUACUGCAAAAUGGUGAAGGUUCAAUGGAUUUGUAGAGAUAGUAAGAAGUUACAGGAUAUUGACCAUAAGCUGCAAUAUUACAGGUCACUGGUUUACCAGCUGGAAGAAGUUGAUGUUAGAAGGAUGAAAUGCGAGGAGAAGCUAGCCUUCUGGAUUAAUGUACACAAUUCUCUGGUGAUGCAUGCAUUUUUGGUUUAUGGCAUUCCGAAAAACAAUCUGAAGAGGCUGUCCUUGUUACUCAAGGCUGCUUAUAAUGUGGGGGGCCAGACCAUAAGCAUCGACACAAUACAGAGUUCUAUUCUGGGAUGUCGUUUGCCUCGUCCAGGACAGUGGCUACGGUUUUUGUUUCCUUCAAAGACCAAAUUUAAGGUUGGAGAUCCUCGAAGAGCUUAUGCAGUUGUGUCCCCAGAACCUCUUCUGCAUUUUGCACUUUGUUCAGGAAGUUAUUCAGACCCUGCGGUCCGUAUAUACACACCCAAGAAAGUGUUCCAGGAACUGGAAGUUGCAAAAGAAGAGUACUUCCAGGCAAAUUUGCGUGUCAACAAAGAACAGAAAAUUCUGUUACCAAAGGUUGUGGAGUAUUUUGCAAAAGAUUCAGAUGUUUGCUCAGCUGGAUUAUUGCGGAUGAUUGAGCAAUUUAUGCCUGAUUCAGUGAGGAAGAAUCUUCAUCGGUCUUGCAACAGGAAAAAUGGGAAAAACAUUGAGUGGAUCUCUCACAACUUUGCAUUCCGAUAUCUAUUUUCAAAAGAAUUAGCUUUGUUGAUCUGAUAGCUGUAGAAGGUGGGAUUGAAUAUGGAAAGGGAGGGAUUGUAUGAGUAGGCUUUGCAGGUUUCGAAUGACAGAUGAAUCAUAGCUGCAACCUUUUUACAAAGCCUGUGGCUUCAAUCUUCAGGUCCAGGUAGAUUUAUGCACUCAAAUUGAAGUUUCUUUAGAAGAAUGAGGAUCAAACGAGCUGAAGAAACAAUUAUGCUAUGGUUUCAAACCUUACUCUUGAUCCUGUUUGAUCACUAAUUUCUCCAUUGACAAGGUCGUGAUUUGGCUGUCGUUCCUAAUUGUCUUUUGAGUUUUUCCGUGUAACUAAAUGAGA
Molecule: messenger RNA, 2953 nt
Organism: Durio zibethinus
Lineage: Eukaryota; Viridiplantae; Streptophyta; Magnoliopsida; Malvales; Malvaceae
Source: RefSeq, a predicted model, not a curated record